CAGGCCAGAAGCAUCAGGACUUUGAAGCUGAACUGCUGACUCCUCGAAGUAUGGUGGCUGUCUUCGACUAUAACCCUAAGGAGAGCUCUCCAAAUGCAGACGUAGAGGCUGAACUGACUUUCAGCGCAGGGGACAUUAUCACUGUGUUUGGGUCCAUGGAUGAUGAUGGAUUCUAUUAUGGAGAGCUGAACCAACAGAGAGGGCUUGUCCCAUCUAACUUCUUGGAAGCUGUAACUUCGGAUGGAAGCAUGGUUGAGGAACUUCAUUCAAAAGAUAAAGAAGGUUUUCCAUUGAGUGCUGAGAGCCAGAGAAUGAGGAAGAGAAGAGUCCAGUGAUAGAUAUGAAUGAUACAUAGAGAGAGAGAGAGCAACCAUUUAAAUCCAGAUGGGUCUGUUGAUCAGAGUGACUCUUCACCAACUCCUCCUCCUCUACCACCUUCCUGCCUUGUCACAGGCGAGCAGUGUCCAGAGCAGGCAUCGCUGGCUGUUCUCAAAUGCAGUGAUGUACCUGGUCAGAGUAAAAAGAAGAGAGGCUUCUUCUUCAAAGGCAAAAAACUCUUCAAAAAACUUGGGUCCAAUAAGAAAAAUUAACAAGGGAUUUAUUGUUCUGUAAAGACUGCCUGUGCAGUCCACACAGGGACUGAAAUUCAGGAGAAGCCCUCUGCAAUAAGCUGAUUAGAGUAUUUUCAUAGGGAAAAAGUGUAUGUUGAAUAGAGAAAACUCUUCAGUGGGUCUGUGAGCUGUGGUCUCUGCUGAGAGCCCAGCCGUGGGUGCCCACCCAGCACGGGCAGUGGCCCUGAACAGUGUCAUGGCACUGGGGUGCGUGAGGCCUCCGCUCUAGGAUACAGCUACCUCCGCAGUAGUGUGUCCUGCUCCGUGCAGCCCUCAAUGCACCAGUUCCCUGUAAAUAUUUUAAUUAAAAAAUUAUAUUCUGGCUGUAAGUUAGCUAAAUGGCUUUUCCCAGCAAAGCCCCGACCCCUUAGGAAGAGAUCCCUUGUACUACACACCCUGGUAUUUCUCUGGUCCAAAGGAGGUUCUGUCAACUCCUUCACUUCCUGCAAAGAAAACUUGCACUUUUCUGUUCCCAUGAAUCCCCUUUGCUGUCUCUGGGCUGAACAAGUGAGUUAUUUGUACUGUAAACCUGUAAAUAUGCAGCUGUGCCUAGGAGCAUCCCACACUGCCUCAGUCAUGUUUCAGCACGAGGAUUCCCAUGGAGGAAGGGACGAUACCCUGAAGGGGGUCGAUACUUCUGCCUCUAGCGUGGGCUGCUCUGAGCUGCUCUUGGCUGGUUCACCUUGACCACACACUGGCUGGGGACUCCGCCUUAUUUAUUUAUUUAUCUAUCUAUUUAUUUAUUUAUUUUUCGCCUGCCUCUUUCGCAGUUUUAUUUGGCUGUUUCAGUGGGCUGCUCCUGAGUUGGAGCAUUUGGAGAGCAGAGCUGGGGAUGGAGAGUUUGCAGCUAUUUUCAUAUGAGAUGAUGUGUUCCUUGAGUUAAGACACAUCCCUUUCUAAGCCACGGAGAGUUUUGUACUACAUGGUUUCUAUCCUUUUCAGUGUUUCUUUCUUUGCAUGUUUCAGUGGGGUACUUGUUUUGAGAAGGACAGUUAUGUGAGGUACGUGAAUGAUGCCAGCACAGUGUCCACGAGUGUUGGUGAUACGGUAUGUUUUUAUUUAAUAUCAAAUUUUAUUAUAAUAAAGUCUAUUUUCACAAAAAUACAUUUUCC
Molecule: messenger RNA, 1723 nt
Organism: Balearica regulorum gibbericeps (East African grey crowned-crane)
Lineage: Eukaryota; Metazoa; Chordata; Aves; Gruiformes; Gruidae
Source: RefSeq, a predicted model, not a curated record